This is a messenger RNA of Penicillium pulvis, 1482 nucleotides long. Its product is annotated as Zn(II)2Cys6 transcription factor. NCBI's taxonomy places the organism in Eukaryota, Fungi, Ascomycota, Eurotiomycetes, Eurotiales, Aspergillaceae. Gene Ontology annotation, biological process: positive regulation of transcription by RNA polymerase II. The record is from RefSeq and is a predicted model, not a curated record. Gene Ontology annotation, cellular component: nucleus. The coding region runs from base 1 to 1482 and encodes 493 amino acids. Gene Ontology annotation, molecular function: transcription cis-regulatory region binding; zinc ion binding; DNA-binding transcription factor activity, RNA polymerase II-specific. The transcript has 2 exons.
AUGCUUGCGUGGGACCUAACUCUAAUCAAUCGAUCGACCGAUAGGAAAAAGAAAUGCGACGAGAACCGCCCUCGAUGUACGGAUUGCCGCCGCUUGAAUUUAUCCUGCCAAUGGCCAUCCAAAGGCACAUCAGUGGCUAGUGAUGGUGACUCUCCGGGAUCUUAUGCGACGGGCUCAACGGAUAUGGAUCCGAUCGACAGCACCGACGGAGAUCCGCUGACUUGCGAUUGGAGCACACCUGAUAACGACGAGGAGUUUAUCGCCUCGCUUUUCCCCCAUUCGUUGUCGAGGCAGACUGUUCCAACCUCGUCUAUUGGGUUACCGAUCUCCACAAAUCCACAUUUACGUAGUGAAGAAGAUCGUUCACUCUUUAAUCACUAUAUCCAUGUGGUCUCGCGUGCGCUUUCCCGAUCUCAUGAUUCCGAUCGGAACCCAUUCUUGGUGACACUCUUGCCCUUGGCCGCCACAUCGGAUACCGUCACCAGCGUGAUUUUGAGUUUGAGUGGAUGUCAUUGGAAGCGGGUUUACCCAAGUAUCUGGGGCUGCGCGUUGAGAAGACAAGGCCAAGCAUUGGCUCAAGUCAACAACCUGCUUGGUCAGUCAGAUAGUCGAUGUAUUUUUGAAGCGUGCGCCACCGUGCUUCUGCUCUGUUUGACGGAAUUAUUUGAUGGGACGUCCCGAGUAUGGAAAUGGCAUCUCAAAGCGGCCAGUGCCAUUCUGAAAUCGCCUGCUUUCCAAUCUCUGAUCUCGGGCGAUGAAUGGACAUUUUGUAUCAGCCUGUUCCAUUACCUGGACUCCAUGUCGACUAUCUCUCGGUGCAAGCCUCCCCUUUUACACCCUGGAGCCAGCAUGACUGAGCUCACUACUAGUUUUCGUCGGAGCAGUGUACCAGAGCUGGAAUAUGGUCAGUCAACCACGGCCAUUUAUGGAAUCUCUCCAACCCUCUUUGACUAUUUGGGUAUGGUCAAUGUACUGGCCAAUCACCGAAGUAAAAGGGUCGACGAGCUCUCCGAAAUUGGCUUCAGAGCAGCAGCGACAAACGUGGAGACUCGAAUCGACGAGUGGCGGGCGGAUCAUGACCAGAUGGCGAAAAAGGAGUUAGAUACGGAAUUUGCAACCACUGCAUUUGAAUGGGCCAUUCGCCUUCGUCUACAUCAGGUGGUGGAGGGCUAUGACCCACUGCAUAGCUUCGUUGAGAAAGCGAUCGUGACCAUUCUGGAUGCCGUACAAGAAAUACCCUACGCCAGUCGGGUCGAGGGAUGUCUCUUGUUUCCACUGGUCAUCGCUGGGUCAUCCAGUGUGACCAUUGAGCGACGAAUGAUAGUCAAGGAGCGAUUGAUGGUUAUGGAAAACACCUUGGGAUUUUGCCAUAUUCAGUAUGCUCGACAGCUAUUGGAGAAAGUAUGGGAGGCGAACAGCACGUCCGAAAUGAAUUGGGCAUCGGUACGAUAUAGCCAGUUUCCUGGGGUGGUAUUCGUCUAG